This is a messenger RNA of Chroicocephalus ridibundus (black-headed gull), 631 nucleotides long. It is a transcript of the gene MRPS12, whose product is annotated as mitochondrial ribosomal protein S12. The coding region runs from base 174 to 614 and encodes 146 amino acids. Gene Ontology annotation, molecular function: structural constituent of ribosome. Gene Ontology annotation, biological process: translation. The transcript has 3 exons. NCBI's taxonomy places the organism in Eukaryota, Metazoa, Chordata, Aves, Charadriiformes, Laridae. The record is from RefSeq and is a predicted model, not a curated record. Gene Ontology annotation, cellular component: ribosome; small ribosomal subunit.
GCCGUCAGGGCGGGCUUAAAGAGAGUCUAACCAAUCAGAGAGCGGGAAAGGGAGAUUGGCGUCCCCGCUGUCCAAUCGGAGCGCGGCGGAACGGGCGGCAGAAAGGGGGUGGCGGCGCGCUAAGAUGGCGGCGGUGUGAGGCCCCGCCGGUCGCGGUGCUGCCGGCCCGUCGGAUGGCGCUCGGCGCUCUGCUGAGGGCCGCGGCCUCGCUGGGCCGCUGCGGUACCGGGGCUCUCCCGCCCGCCGUCUCACCGUUCUGCCCGCCGCUGGCCGCGGGCAUGGCCACCCUCAACCAGAUGCACCGGCAGGGCCGGCCCAAGCCGCCCCCCCCCAAGCUGGGGGCCACCUUCGGCCGCCCCCAGAUCAAAGGGGUGGUGAUCAAGAACCUGAUCCGCAAGCCCAAGAAGCCCAACUCGGCCAACCGCAAGUGCGCCCGGGUGCGGCUGAGCACGGGGAAGGAGGUGGUGUGCUUCAUCCCCGGGGAGGGCCACAGCCUGCAGGAGCACCACGUCGUGCUGGUGCAGGGCGGGCGCACCCAGGACCUGCCGGGGGUGAAGCUCACCAUCGUGCGGGGCAAGUACGACUGCGCCCAUGUCCAGAAGAAGAAAAAGUGAGGGGGGGGGGGGGGGGG